UUUGGUGGAUUGUAACAAUAUUGUGUAAAGGUUUUUGCUUCUUCCAUGACACAGACCUAAAAGAGAGGCUUCACUUAAACUGAGCUUCACCAUUGCUCAAAAAGCGAAUGUGGAAUUCUUCGAGAAUCCACAAAUUAUUUGAUUUGGUUCUAUAGCUCUCAGUCUUUGAUUGAAACCCCAUUUGAGGAUGUGGACCUGGACCAGAUGUUUGUCUUUAUUUGCUUGUGCCCUGAUGCUAACUUCAUUGGGACAGGCCUGUCAAGGAGAUGAAUUGCCUAGAGAUAUAGUGCUUGACUGGUUGAAAAGACAGAUUUUGGAAGGUUUGGGAAUAGAUGAGCCUCCUUCGACUGUGCUGCAACUGCAACCCAGGCAGAUGAUGGACAGAGCUGUGCACCGCGUGCUUCCACGAAGGACCAGGGAAACGCAAGUGGAAAAGAGACACCGUCAAGAGUCAUCGCAGUUAAUUUUGUUUCCAAGCUCAGAGUCUACAUGCUUAGAAAUGCCCGACCACUCGUCUGAUGUUGCUACCGGUCCAUUUACAUUUUACUUUCAGCCUUCUCUGGACAGCCAGGAGUCCACCAUCACUUCUGCCCAAUUCUGGUUCUACGCAGGUGAGGCCAUCGCUACCAGCAACGUCUCUGCCCCUCUCUUCAUUCUCACCCCUAAACAGGAACUGCUCAGGGCAUCUGAAAACCCCUUCAAACGCUGUCCUGAUGGCUGGACCACCUAUAAGUUGGAUCGCCAUCUCCACAAUGCCAUGGCUGGUGGCCCCUUCAUGCUGCAGGUCCGCUGCACAGCCUGCAGCUGCUACGGUUCAGAAGAAGAUAAAACUCCAUUUCUCCAUCUCCGCGUCCAGCCGAGCGGCCCAGAUCGCUCCCGUAGAGCCCCAACGAUCCCCUGGUCUCCAUCUACUAUCGAGAACCUCAUGAGACCUGCUUCUGUGGACACUACCGCAGACUGCAGAAGAGAAGAGACAGAAAUUGCCUUCGAAGACCUGGGAUGGGAAAACUGGAUUGUUCAUCCUAAGGCUUUUACCUUCUACUAUUGCCAUGGCAACUGUUCCAGCACCGAGCGCAUAACCACCCUACUUGGCAUCAAGCAGUGUUGUGCUCCUGUUCAUGACAGCAUGAAGUCACUGCGUUUCACCACUACCUCAGACGGGGGAUUUUCUUUCAAGUACGAGACUUUGCCAAACAUCAUCCCAGAGGAAUGCCACUGCGUUUAAUAUUCUGGUUAUGCUUAGAUUUAAAACAGAUGUUGGAGUAAGAUUAAUACAAGUCACUUUAGAUAGCAGGUGUAGAUAUGAGCAGAUAAUAAUAGAUAACAUCCAUUUGUAGUCAUGCUUUUAAUGGAAAUAUUGUCUUUAUGUUUUCAAAUGUUAACUUUUAUUAACAUUUCAACUUUGUUAUUCAAAAAAAUAAAAGCUCAUUUUUGUACUUUA
This is a messenger RNA of Triplophysa dalaica, 1441 nucleotides long. RefSeq names its product inhibin subunit alpha (gene inha). Gene Ontology annotation, cellular component: extracellular region. Bases 188 to 1225 code for a protein of 345 amino acids. The transcript is spliced from 2 exons. The record is from RefSeq and is a predicted model, not a curated record. NCBI's taxonomy places the organism in Eukaryota, Metazoa, Chordata, Actinopteri, Cypriniformes, Nemacheilidae. Gene Ontology annotation, biological process: SMAD protein signal transduction. Gene Ontology annotation, molecular function: growth factor activity; cytokine activity.